Molecule: messenger RNA, 4360 nt
Organism: Pogona vitticeps (central bearded dragon)
Lineage: Eukaryota; Metazoa; Chordata; Lepidosauria; Squamata; Agamidae
Gene: ARHGAP26
Product: Rho GTPase activating protein 26
Biological process (GO): signal transduction
Cellular component (GO): cytoplasm
Molecular function (GO): GTPase activator activity; protein binding
Source: RefSeq, a predicted model, not a curated record
AUGGGACUACCUGCGUUGGAGUUUAGCGACUGCUGUUUGGACAGCCCUCAGUUCCGAGAGCGGCUGAAGUCUCACGAAGCUGAGCUGGAGAAGACCAACAAGUUCAUCAAGGAGCUCAUAAAAGAUGGAAAGUCCCUCAUCGCCGCCCUGAAGAAUCUGUCAUCAGCAAAGCGGAAGUUUGCAGAUUCCUUGAAUGAUUUCAAAUUUCGAUGUAUAGGUGAUGCAGAAACAGAUGAUGAAAUAUGCAUAGCAAAAUCCCUGCAAGAGUUUGCUGCUGUUCUUAGGAAUCUAGAAGAUGAACGCAUGCGGAUGAUUGAGAAUGCUAGUGAAGUCCUAAUCACUCCUCUGGAGAAAUUCCGUAAGGAACAAAUUGGUGCUGCUAAGGAAGCCAAGAAAAAAUAUGACAAGGAGACGGAGAAAUACUGUGGGGUGUUAGAAAAGAACUUAAACCAUUCAAACCUUUCUUCCAAGAAGAAGGAAUCCCAGCUACAAGAGGCAGAUGUCCAGGUGGACCUGGUUCGACAGCACUUCUACGAAGUCUCCCUUGAAUAUGUCUUCAAAGUACAAGAAGUUCAAGAGAGGAAAAUGUUUGAGUUUGUGGAACCACUGCUGGCCUUUCUUCAGGGGCUCUUCACAUUCUACCAUCAUGGCUAUGAGCUUGCAAAGGAUUUCAGUGAUUUCAAGACAGAGCUAACAAUCAGCAUACAAAAUACCAGGAACCGGUUUGAAGGCACCAGAUCAGAAGUCGAGUCCUUGAUGAGGAAGAUGAAGGAGAAUCCCCAUGAGCACAAAAACAUCAGUCCUUACACAAUGGAGGGCUACCUCUAUGUCCAGGAAAAGCGUCAUUUUGGGACCUCCUGGGUGAAGCAUUACUGCACAUAUCAGAGUGAUUCUAAACGAAUAAUUAUGGUGCCAUUUGACCAGAAGUCUGGUGGGAAGGGGGGUGAAGAUGAAGCCAUUAUCCUCAAGUCCUGCACACGACGGAAAACUGAUUCUAUAGAAAAGAGAUUUUGCUUUGACGUGGAAGCAAUAGAUCGGCCUGGAGUGAUCACAAUGCAGGCACUUUCUGAAGAAGACCGAAGGCUGUGGAUGGAGGCAAUGGAUGGCCGAGAACCGGUCUAUAACUCCAACAAAGACAACCAAAGUGAAGGCACUGCCCAGUUGGAUAAUGUAGGCUUCAGCAUUGUCAAGAAAUGCAUCCAUGCUGUUGAAACAAGAGGGAUCAACGAGCAAGGACUCUACCGGAUAGUUGGUGUCAACUCCAGAGUUCAAAGGCUAUUGAGUAUCUUAAUGGAUCCCAAAACUGCUGAAACAGAAGAUGAAAUCAAUUCAGAGUGGGAAAUUAAAACAAUCACCAGUUCACUGAAAACAUACUUGAGAAUGCUCCCUGGGCCACUGAUGAUGUAUCAGUUUCAACGAAGCUUCAUCAAAGCAGCAAAACUGGAGAAUCAAGAAUCCAGAGUCUCAGAGAUCCACAGCCUAAUACACAGGCUCCCUGAGAAAAACAGACAGAUGCUCCAUUUGCUCAUGAAUCACUUGGCAAAUGUUGCUAAGAACCACAAACAGAACUUGAUGACUGUUGCAAACCUGGGAGUUGUUUUUGGACCAACGCUAAUGCGACCUCAAGAAGAAACCGUUGCAGCGAUAAUGGACAUCAAAUUCCAAAACAUUGUGGUUGAGAUCUUAAUAGAAAACCAUGAAAAGAUAUUUAACACAAUUCCAGAUACACUGCAAUCAAACUCUCAGCUGCUUUUGUCUCGAAAGAGGAGUACAGAUUCAAAGCCACCAUCAUGCAGUGAGAGACCUUUAACACUUUUCCAUACUGUGCAGUCCAGUGAAAAGCAGGAGAACAGGAACAGUAUCAUCAACUCCAGCCUGGAAUCAGUCAUAUCGUCGUCGAAUAUCAAUAGCUUUGUGCACUCCAACAGCACUCCUCAAUCCAACAUGAAUUCAAGUGACCCUGAUUUAGAGGUUGUUAAACCCAGCAGGCCAAACGCACUCCCUCAGAAUCCAAGCCCAACGUCACCCCUUUCACCGUCUUGGCCUAUGUUCUCCGCACCAUCCAGCCCUAUGCCCACCUCCUCAACGUCCAGCGACUCAUCCCCCAUCAGUUCUCCAUUCCGCAAAGCCAGAGCAUUGUACGCUUGUAAAGCAGAACAUGACUCGGAACUCUCCUUCACGGCAGGCACCCUAUUUGAUAACGUUCAUCCAUCUCAGGAACCUGGCUGGUUGGAAGGAACCUUGAAUGGGAAAACAGGGCUGAUCCCUGAGAACUAUGUGGAGUUCCUAUAGCUAUGGACACCUUGGUAAACAACACGGCUUGAGCUUUACAUGGUAUCCAUGACAACUGCUGAGGAAAGUAUUGUAGAUCAUGUGCUGUUUGCCACUGUGAAAAGCAAGGUGAAGGACUCCGAUACCUGCUCAGAUGAAUGUUUGUGUAAAUAGUAAAAUGUAUGUUUCUCCUUAUGUAACAUGUUGUUUGAGCAAAGACUCUGCAGAAAAGUGUGGAGAGGAAAGAGGUAGGAUGAAGGGGGUUCCAUGGUGUUUGUUCAACUCUUCUGUGAAAAGGGUAAGGAAUUCAUAGGAUCUGUAUAAAUGCGGCUUUAAAAUCAGCAUGAUGACAUGGGAUGCCAUGCCCCAUUUAAGUGGAAUUACUCCCACAAAAAUUUAAAGCAGUUACAGAACUCAACCCUUGGUUGGCCCAUGUACUGACACACAGGGAAAACUAGAAGAACAAAGAAUGAAGACUCCUAGGCUUUCUUCUAGAAAGCAAGAGUAAAUAUCUCAUUUGCUAGGUGGAAAAAAAGGGCUCUGUAGAUUUUCUCUCUGACAGGUGAAAGUAAUGUUUAUAUACAUUGAGCCACUAAUGGCUUUCAUCUCCAGAGAUUAGCCAGCCUUGACAGGAUUCAGUCCACAUAAAUUAUUCCUGUAAUGAGAAUUGCUACAUACUCCCCACCCCUACUCCCACCCCCCCAAAAAAACCCUGCAUAACCAUAGUGCUUUUAACUUUUUAAUGGCCAGACAAGACUUUGCAAUGGAAUCUGAGUGUGGUCCACGGUGGUGGGCUCAGUGACUGUGUCUCCAAAUAAAUCAUCAGCAAUAUGAAGAAAAUGGUAUUUUGGACCAAAGUUCAUGCAGACGUUUUUUUCCUUAAGUAACAAAAUAAUUUAGAAGGAAUCUGACUAAAAUGUCUGCAGCCUCUUCAAACAGGUAUUUCCUUCUUGGAGGUGAAGAAGUAACUUGUGUAAAGUAAUAGCACAUUGACGGAGCGACAUGGUUUCUUUCCACCGUCACUUGCCAGCACAAGUUUGUAGAAACAAGCACUGGUUACCUGUUGCACACCUAGGCCUUUCAUUUUCUUUUAUCUUCUUGGAUGUAAGCUAUUUAUGUCAUUCACAAAUGCUGCUUUUCUGAUACAGUGUCUCUGGCUCACUUUGCAACCCGUAGUGGAUGUGUUACGUAAAAGUACACAGUCAACUCUCUCCCAACCUGUGUCUUUAUUGUGUAGCCAAGUGAAAAUGCUGAAAACACACAUACCCAAAUCAUUAGGAUCUGUGGUCUUCAUAGAUGACAAUGCCUUUCAGUUAUGCCUUUCUCAGUGAAAUAUCUGUUUUGCGGCAGAUUUACUCAUGUCCUGCGCUGCUCUCAAAAUGUUUCAUAGACCAUUCUGUAGAGCUGUAGAUUUUAUACUUAGGGGGAAGUGGCAUGAUUUGAAAGCCAAACUUCCCAGAUAUCCUCCUUGCAUAUUCUUUUUAAUAGCAAGUUUUGACUGUCUUCACUGGGAAUAAAUAAGCUAGCCAAUUUAGAGCAAUAGCAGUGGAAACCUUCUGGCAGAUUGUGCUCUGGGUUGUUGUUGUUGUUUUUCCUUUUCUUCCCUAGCUGCUGUACUAUCUAUCAUAUGUACAUGGUCAUCGACCAUUGUUUUCUGCUUUAAAUUGUGCUCGCUAAUUUAAUCUUAAAACCUUGAGUGGUCACAUUGCUGUAUGUUUUACUGACCAUUUGUUUUAAAACUAAGAUGUAAAUAUGAUGAUUUGAAAUAUUGUGAAGUAAAGGUUUUUUAUAUAUUCUGAUUUUUAACAGAAGUGUAAUAAACUAGGUAUUCGGUGGACAUUCAAAACCCGUUUAUAGGAGAUUCAGAGGCAAGCACAAGUGGACACUCCACCAUGAUUCCUGCCCUCCUUCAUUAUGACACCUUUUCUGUAAGGCAGCUGGUGGUCGCUUUUGCACAUCUUUAAUUUUUUUGUUAAUGAAUACUUGUAAAGCGUUUCUGAAGGGGAAUUGCAGGUGCCCGUUCCGAUGUUGUUUGUUCAUUCUAAAGCUGAUGUUUACUGAAGAAACAAUAUACAUAUUGUAUGCAAUA